GAUCGUCCCUGCAUGACACAAGCGACUUCUUCGACAGUCAGGGGGGAAACGAGGACGAAAUCUCCCUAGACACUGAAGACGAAAUCUCCCCCCAGACAUCAAGUAUUGGGCGCGAUGGCCGUAUCACAAAUCGUCGGCAAUGGUCUCAUGUCUCAAUAUUUUCGAUUGAAUCUUGACGCUGGUGAUGGAAAUUCUCAUGCAAGGAAAAGAAAGUCGCGUCAUUCUUCUUUGAUUUACAUAUAGGAAAGGAUAAUACAUAACGUACGUUUUCGUUUUGUGGGUUUUGAUGUAAAACGUGACAAUGAGAGACCCCAUUAGUAAUGUUUCCAAGCUUUUUGGCUGUCUAGAUGGUGAAUUUGUCUAAAAUGGCGAUAUCGGCGGAGGCUACUCUUGAGACAAGAAAAAUAUGAAAAUGAAACAGAUGUCACUUACAUUUCUGAUCAUGAUAAGAAUAGAUCUUUAAGAUGAUGUUAAAAAGUCCAAGAAGUUUCAAGACAAUUGUUUUUCUUAAUCUGAUAAAUAAACGACAUUUACACUGAUUCCUAGAGUGAUUGUAUAUACAAAAUGAAUUUUAUAAGAUGGACUUGAAGGUGUUGGUAACCCAUAAAUAAUGAGGGAAAGAUAAUCACUCAAUUUUUUAUGAUUAUUAAGACUUCUGUGCGAAAGUAUGGUGACAAAAAGUAUAUUAUCCUGACUUUCAUUUUCCAAGCAUUCAAGAUGGCGAUUUUUCUAAGAUGGCGGAGACUUCUCGAGCUGAUUGUUAGCUAUCAACUUUUGACUUCUGUUAACUCAAGCGACGAAGCCGACCAAGAAGAGCAGCACUUCGUGGUGGUUCCCGAGAGCGUCGAGGUGAACCUCGGGGAAGACGUCGUCCUCAGGUGCGUCGUCAGGAACCAGCAGGGGAGAGUCCAGUGGACGAAGGACGGCUUCGCCCUCGGAUUCGAGAGGGAAGUUCCAGGUUACCCUCGAUACUCCUACCUGGGAGAUCCUGCGAAGGGCGAGCACCACCUGGUGAUCAACGGCACGACCUUGGAGGACGACGGGGAGUACCAGUGCCAAGUGGGACCCACGGGCACGACCAGUGCCCUCUGGGCAGCCGCUAACGUUACCUGUAUGGUGGCUCCGUCGAGCAUCAUCGUCAAGGGGGACAGAGAAGGGAAGACGGUGGAAGGGAUUCAGGGGCAGACCCUCCAGCUCGAGUGCGUCGUCAAGGACGGUCGGCCAGCCCCUUCUGUCGCCUGGUACAGGAACGGAGUCUUGCUCGAUCAAGAGCUGCACACGGAGAGGCUCGAGACCUCACCCAACGGGCGCAGCUGGAGCGUCAUCAGUCACCUGUUCAUCACGCCUGAAGCCGAGGACGACGGCCAGCAGUUCACCUGCAGGGCAUGCAUCCCUCCCUCACCAACUCCCCGACGCCUUUGGUUGCCUCCAUCGCCCUUUCUGUCCUGCACCCGCCAAAACCCCCGGUCAUCAGCGGGUACUUCCCCGGAGGUAUCCUUAGAGCUGGGGACCUCGUCACACUCGCCUGCCAGUCUCCCGGGGGCAAUCCUACUCCGGAACUCACCUGGUACAAGAACGGCCAGCUCCUGAAGCCUCAGAAUUUCACCUCGGGAGACGACGAGGGAAAACACGAGGAAGGGAAACUCAGUCUGGUCAUCAAGGUGAGACCAGAAGACGACAAGGCUGUUUACGAGUGUCAGGCUGUCAACGAAAUGGCCGAGGAGCCUGUGAGUGCCAAC
Macrobrachium nipponense is the source of this 1739-nucleotide messenger RNA. RefSeq names its product kin of IRRE-like protein 2. The record is from RefSeq and is a predicted model, not a curated record. Gene Ontology annotation, molecular function: cell adhesion molecule binding. Bases 640 to 1590 code for a protein of 316 amino acids. Lineage: Eukaryota; Metazoa; Arthropoda; Malacostraca; Decapoda; Palaemonidae. Gene Ontology annotation, cellular component: cell-cell junction; plasma membrane. Gene Ontology annotation, biological process: cell-cell adhesion. The transcript is spliced from 6 exons.